Solea solea (common sole) is the source of this 2348-nucleotide messenger RNA. It is a transcript of the gene flcn, whose product is annotated as folliculin. The coding region runs from base 238 to 1917 and encodes 559 amino acids. The record is from RefSeq and is a predicted model, not a curated record. NCBI's taxonomy places the organism in Eukaryota, Metazoa, Chordata, Actinopteri, Pleuronectiformes, Soleidae. Gene Ontology annotation, molecular function: GTPase activator activity. The transcript has 12 exons. Gene Ontology annotation, cellular component: cytosol. Gene Ontology annotation, biological process: positive regulation of GTPase activity; negative regulation of transcription by RNA polymerase II; positive regulation of TORC1 signaling.
UGCGUGUAAGGGAACCGGGAGGAAAAAACUGUAGAAAACACACAACCAAGAGACACUUACCUCUGGAAAUGGACCAAUUUACUUACCUAAUCUGUUUUUAAAUAACCAUUUUAAUAUGCUGCUUUGUAUAUAACGGGUUAUUGGACCAGAACACGACGGGACUAAUGAAUGUUCUGUGAAGUAGCCUUGAGCACCAACCAUUUGUUGAACCUGGGUCUGUCCUAAAUUCAGGUAAAGAUGAAUGCCCUGGUGGCUCUCUGCCACUUCUGUGAACUCCAUGGCCCUCGAACACUGUUCUGCACCGAGGCACUCCACCCCCCAUCCCCGUCCCCUUCAUCUCAGGCUGGGAUCCCUGCACCUGGGGAUAGGGACAAAGACGGUGACCGGGAAGGCGAAGGGCUGACCAUGAGAGCCAACAGCUCCGCCACACAAAGAGGAGAAAUGUGCGAGGGAUGUCGAUCACUACCUGCGUCUCACCCAGGCUUUGUGAGCAUUGAUGAUGAAACUGGCAUACGCUUUCUGAGCCACCAGCAUCCCAGACAGCCACAGCUUUUCAGUGUUGUACGCCAGGCUUGUGUACGCAGCCUCAGCUGUGAGGUGUGCCCUGGUCGUGAAGGGCCAAUUUUCUUUGGAGAUGAGCAGCACGGUUUUGUGUUCUCACACACCUUCUUUAUCAAAGACAGCUUGGCCAGGGGUUUUCAGCGGUGGUACAGUAUUGUCAUGGUAGCCAUGGACAGGAUCUACCUUAUCAACUCUUGGCCUUUUCUUUUACGCCACCUUAGACUCACUAUACAGAGCCUGCAAAGCACUGCCCUCAAGGUAUUUGACAGUGAACAAGGAGUUGGGCCUCAACGAGCUGUGAGAAUGAACAGUGUGUUUUCACCUGCAGUUUUCCCUCACCAAAGAAGUGGCAACGCAGCCCGAUCACUAACUUCUCUUACUCAGCAUCCCAACCUCUGGGCAAGCCUGCACUCCUCCUUUAGCUGGCUGCUGAAGGCCUGUGGCAGUCGUCUGACAGAGAAACUGCUUGAGGGGGCUCCUACUGAGGACACACUUGUGCUUAUAGAGAGACAGACAGAGCAAGAGGAGGAAAUGAGCUGCUGGGAAGGUGCAGAUGGAGGAGUGUCAAACUCACAGAGGUACCAGUCAGGCAGUGAGCUGGACCACGAUUUCCUGUGUGAUGAGGCAAAGCUAGAUGAAUUACCUGGUCCAAAAUUUAGGUCACUGCGACACUUGAGACAGGUCCUUGGGGUUGCUGAGUUUCGGCAGCUAGCGUGGCAUGUGCUCAUGGGAAAUCAGGUUGUAUGGAGAGGAGCACACCCCACACUCAUCCAGUCAGCAUUUAUAGUUCUCAAGUCUUUGCUCCCUGUCGGCUGUGUGCGUUCUGUGCCAUACAGCACUCAGUAUGAGGAGGCCUACAAAUGUAACUUCCUGGGUCUCAGCCCAGAUGUGCCCAUUCCAGCCCAUGUCAGCUCCUCAGAGUUUUCGGUGCUGGUGGAUGUCAGCACAGAGAGAAGUAGCCAGAGCUCAUCUGUAGGAGAUGAAGAUAUAUGCUCAGUUUUUCAUUUUACCAUCAGCAGUGCCAACACGCAGCCCACAGACAAGGGCCCAACGUUACUCACCAAGCUUGAAUUAGCUCUGUCAAACGAGAACUUGUCUGUGGACGUCGUAUCUCACUGCCUGCUGUGUUUGAAGGAAGAGUGGAUGAAUAAAGUGAAAGUGCUGUUCAAGUUCUCUAAAGUGGACGGGCGAGGGAGGGAGGACACACAGAGGGUUCUGACCCUCCUUGGUGCCACGGGAGCUGGCGAAGAAGACAAUGUCAGGCUCCUCAAGUUCUGGAUGACUGGACUCAGCAAAACCUACAAGAGCCAUUUAAUGACAGCUGUCCGGGGAGGGGAGAGGAGCCCCAGCCAGUGACAAAGGGAAGAGGAAGAGGAAGAGGAGGAGGAGGAGGAGGAGGAGGAGUGAGCACAGGGUAAAGAAAAGGGAGAUGAAAAGAGAGGUACAUACUAAAGACAGAAAAGCAAAAGCAAGAAUGUGUUUUAUUAACUGUUUGAGACUUUUUGUAAAACGAAAGACUAUGAAUGGAUGACAGCUUCAACUCAUCCAUUAUUCUCUGAAGUAAUGAGAAAUGUUUCAUGUGUCUAACCCUAAUUUUUUAUCCUGCACAGAUUAACUCUCAAUAAGGAUGUAUGAGGGCUUUUAUUUGUCAAAGGGAAUUAUUGUAGAACAACUACUUAUUUGUAUAAGUUUCAUUUAUUUAAAAAAAAACAAAAAAAAAAAACACUUUGCACUUUGUUUACUCUUUCACGGAAUUUUAAAGGGAAAUAAAUUAAUGUGAAUGGUCA